AUGAGCUUCACUUCUGAUGAAGUCAAUUUUCUUAUAUUCAGAUAUCUGCAAGAAUCAGGCUACUGUCACUCAGCAUACCUGUUCGGUUUAGAAAGCCAAAUUAGUCAGUCAAACGUCGAUGGGGCACUUGUGCCUCCCGGUUCUUUACUAAGCCUGAUCCAAAAAGGGUUGCAGUAUACAGAAGCUGAAAUAAGUAUUGGCGAGGAUGGCAGUGAACGUGUUGUGGAAUCACUAUCCCUAAUUGAUGCUGUUGUUCCGGAUGUAAUCGAAAAGCGUAAAAAUUUCCUCAAGCAACAGAGCACUACAAGCUCAGCUAGCCUAAGUACUCCCAGUAGUGUGCUCUGCAACAGCACAACUCUGUCUUCGACUGUUAAUUGUAUCCCUCAUGUUGGAUCCGUGUCGGUUACUUCCUCCACUUCGGAUCAGUUAUUAUCAGUCAAUUCCCACUCUUAUACUUUGGAUAUAUCAACCGUUCCCAGUACAUUGCACACACAAUCCGACCUCUCACACAGUGCAGCGGGCCAUGCCCCCUUAAAGAACGAUAUUUCAAGCAUUUCUUCACAUCCUCACUCUCACCAACACAACACACUUCCCCCCUCCACUCUUGGCACAAUUAAACCAAAUAAUCCUUCAAAUGCAGUUAAUGCUUCUGUACUUAAUCAAUCUAACAACAUGACUCCGUCAUCCCUAUCCACUCCUGUUUGCUCUGCCGCACUCAUUUCAACUAUAAGUCCAAUCACUGCUUCAAAUACUACUCCGUUGGUUGGAAUCAAUAAAAUCACAGCUGCUUCUCAGCAGUCUUCCAUAACAUCAGGACAACUUACCACUCACCAUAUCCCUCAAUCUAUGCUUUUAUCAUCUAUACAGACAAACGGCGAACAUCAUGGAGGAGCUAUGGUUAAUCAUUAUCGCGGCAACGAUGCUAUGGAAGUUGACCGGGUACAUGUUCCUGAAGUCAAUAAUACAUCUCCUUUACUCACAAGACAAAUUCCACCUGAACGAAUCACGGUUUUAAAAGGUCAUCAAUCUGAAGUCUUUAUCUGUGCGUGGAAUCCUCGAAAUGAUAUGCUAGCAUCUGGCUCAGGAGAUUCAACGGCACGGAUAUGGAAUCUUGAGGAACCCGUUGCAAAUCCUCACCAUGUCCCUCAGUUGGUUUUAACACACUGGGUUAAUCUUGAUGGUCAAACUGUGCUGAGUAACAAGGACGUCACAUCUCUGGAUUGGAAUUCUGAUGGGAGUUUCCUAGCCACUGGAUCGUACGACGGAUUUGCUCGAGUUUGGAAUACUGACGGUCGCUUGGCAACAACUCUUGGGCAACAUAAGGGACCCAUAUUUGCUCUGAAGUGGAACAAGAAAGGGAACUAUAUUCUCACAGCAGGAGUUGAUAAGACAACCAUUAUAUGGGAGGCCCAAACUGGCAGAAUCGCUCAACAGUUUGCAUUUCAUGUCGCUCCGACAUUAGAUGUUGAUUGGCAAUCAUUAGAUAGUUUUGCAUCUUGUUCCACAGACACAAAUAUUCAUGUUUGUCAGUUAGGCUGUUCUUCUCCUGUAAAAACAUUCCAGGGUCACGAGAAUGAAGUUAACGCAAUCAAAUGGGAUCCUAAUGGACGACUUUUAGCUUCAUGUUCAGAUGAUAUGACACUAAAAGUUUGGGAUAUGCAUCACGACCGCUGUGUACAUGAUCUUCGGGGUCACACGAAAGAGAUUUACACCAUAAAAUGGAGUCCCACUGGUCCUGGAACAGCUUUUGCAAACGCCCCACUUUGUUUAGCUAGUGCAAGUUUUGAUUCAACUGUUCGCUUAUGGGAUGUUGAAACAGGUCAAUGCCGACGUAUAUUAUCAAGACAUACCGAACCUGUAUAUAGCGUUGCAUUCAGUCCUGAUGGUCGUUUAUUAGCAACAGGCUCAUUUGACCAAUGUGUUCAUAUAUGGAAUGUUGAUUCUGGUAACCUUAUAAACAGUUAUCAAGGCACUGGUGGCAUUUUCGAAGUUUGCUGGAAUUCGCGGGGUGAUAAGGUGGGCGCCAGUGCUUCGGAUGGUUCUGUUGUGGUUCUCGACCUAAGAAGGUAG
Schistosoma curassoni is the source of this 2070-nucleotide messenger RNA. Lineage: Eukaryota; Metazoa; Platyhelminthes; Trematoda; Strigeidida; Schistosomatidae. The record is from the annotation of a GenBank genome assembly.